AGCAAUAAUAGCAAGCACCCUGAAAGCUGCCUAGCUAGUUCCAGUGCUUCAUCCGCUACCUGCUGCCCAUCAGACCUGGACAAACUGAAACAGAGAAAUGUGGACCUCAGUACUGUGGAUUUGAAAAGCACUUGAAUGCUUUGAGUGCUGCUUAAUGGGCCACACCAGUAGAAGCAUGGAAGACAGUGGUGCUGUAUGUGAUUCGAUGAACUGUGGAGACCUUGCUCAGGAGGAUUACGUCAUGUCAAAAUACAAACUGAUUUAUUUUAAUAUAAGGGGGAGAGCAGAAAUUAUUCGUUAUAUAUUUGCUUAUUUGGACAUAAAGUAUGAAGAUCACAGAAUAGAACAAGCUGACUGGCCCAAAAUCAAACCAACUCUUCCAUUUGGCAAAAUCCCUGUUUUGGAGGUAGGAGGACUGAUGCUUCACCAAAGUCUCGCAAUAGCAAGAUACUUGACCAAAAACACAGAUCUGGCUGGGAAGACAGAAAUGGAGCAAUGCCAAGCGGAUGCUGUCGUGGACACACUGGACGAUUUCAUGUCGCUUUUUCCGUGGGCAGAGAAAAACCAGGAUGUAAAAGAACGGACCUUCAAGGACUUGCUCACAUGUCAUGCGCCUCCUCUUCUGAAAGAUUUGGACACAUACUUAGGGGACAGAGAGUGGUUUAUUGGUGAUUAUGUGAGUACACGCAUGUUUAAAAAUACCAGCACUUGUAUUUAG
Molecule: messenger RNA, 718 nt
Organism: Alexandromys fortis (reed vole)
Lineage: Eukaryota; Metazoa; Chordata; Mammalia; Rodentia; Cricetidae
Gene: Hpgds
Product: hematopoietic prostaglandin D synthase
Exons: 6
Coding region: 155-718 (187 amino acids)
Biological process (GO): glutathione metabolic process
Molecular function (GO): glutathione transferase activity
Source: RefSeq, a predicted model, not a curated record